AUGCUACUUCACGACUUUGCCACGCACAUGUCCUUCGUCAGUCCUCAUCUCACGGCAACCCUCACAGUCGAAGACUUUGUUCGAUUUAUAUCACUGGCCUCCGAAGUCCAACAUCGCGCCGGCACCGCGUUGCGUCUCACACCAAAAAGCCCUCCAGUUCUCCCUUUCCUCAGCAAAGCUCUUGACCCCAAAUUUCCAACUCACCUUCUGCAAGACUUAUGGAGUAUCAGCUUCCAAUUGUUACCCACCACGAGGUUCGACCCUGUGGCUGCCAUCCGAAAACUGGGACUUCAAAGUGAUCCCAAAAUAGCUGAACAAUACCUACGCGCCCCGGUAUCGAAAUGCCUUGUAUGCCCUGAAGCAUUAUCACCAAAUUUGCACCUCCAUAGCCGUCUCAAUGGAUACCUCUACAACACCGACGGUGUCCACCCAGUUCAGACUAUCAUCCUCGAUUGCCCACGAUGCGGUGCUUCGUAUAGGCCAAGUUAUUACACACACACCAGGAUGCGACACUAUUACACCCUUGGAAUGGGCCGCGACGUCGACAUCCUUCACGUUCACUGCCACUACUACAUCACCAACAGGUUGGCCCAUAUGUUACGUGUAAUACAGAUGCUUGCCCAUGUUUCACACUUCAACUUGACAAACUGGUUUAAUGAGGUCUACGUUGAAAACACCGACGUUCCUCUGUUUGAAUUGGGUCAGGUGUUUUCCCCGGCGAUGUCUGAAGUUGUGUGCCUAGACGGCCUUGAACUGCGGGAUUUGCUAGCCCACCAAGAUCGUCGCCAAAGUCAACUGGUGGUUCCUGCCAACGGAACGGACGACAAUCGAUUUGACGAGGCUAUCGCCUACCAUCUGGACCAAUUGGAUGUGGAAGGGACCAGAUUCCGAGACCAUUACUGUAGUAAAUGUGUCCGUGUGAAAUCAGGAGGGGUGGAUCCUGGAACAGGCGAAGAGGUUUUCCUUGCAGCUCGAAGAGCUCGCCAGCACGGCAGGACUCCCCGCUCCGGAAGGCCCUUGUACCAACCCCCUCAUCAAAAACAACGACCGCUUCUGUGA
Messenger RNA from Melampsora larici-populina 98AG31, 1059 nucleotides. RefSeq lists its product as uncharacterized. Lineage: Eukaryota; Fungi; Basidiomycota; Pucciniomycetes; Pucciniales; Melampsoraceae. The transcript is spliced from 4 exons. Bases 1 to 1059 code for a protein of 352 amino acids. The record is from RefSeq and is a predicted model, not a curated record.